This is a messenger RNA of Tarenaya hassleriana, 775 nucleotides long. RefSeq names its product thioredoxin M4, chloroplastic-like. Gene Ontology annotation, molecular function: oxidoreductase activity, acting on a sulfur group of donors, disulfide as acceptor. The record is from RefSeq and is a predicted model, not a curated record. The transcript is spliced from 2 exons. Gene Ontology annotation, cellular component: cytoplasm. Lineage: Eukaryota; Viridiplantae; Streptophyta; Magnoliopsida; Brassicales; Cleomaceae. The coding region runs from base 122 to 568 and encodes 148 amino acids.
CAAGGGUUCGUUUCAGGCAAGGAAAAAAACCUUUGUCUUGUCCAAAAGCAGCAAAGCAAAGUUGUUUUCGAGUUCGUGAAAAAAAAAGAGAUUUUUGCAAAAAAAAAAAAAAACACAAAGUAUGCAGAUAACGAAAUUAUAUAUGGUUGUGAUUCUCUUGAUUGGUUCAGUUCUCGUUGGAACGUGUUCGAAUCGCUUGAUGAAGACAGAUGCGACGCCGUAUGGUGUUGAUGAUAACCUAAUUAAGCUUGUACCCAAAAUAGAUGGUUCGGAAUGGGAUCUCCUUGUUCUUGGUGCCAAAGUUCCCGUUGUGGUUGAAUUCGAGCAUAACGGGCACUGUCCGGAAUGCGAUACGAUGCACCCCGUCCUCGACAAGUUGGCCUCAGAAUUCCCCGGGAAGGUCAAAUUCUAUAGAGUCAGUGACUGCGAGAUUGCGAAACUCUACGGGAUCUUCUCCAAGUGCCCGGUCACGGCGGUAUUCAACGACGGCGACAUCACAAACGACGGUUUCAUCGGAGUUGUCUCCAAGGACAAGUUGGAACAAACCAUUCACAAGUACUUAUUCUAGGCGUGGUUUUGUGCAUCCAAUUCUAACAUUUUUUGUACAUGUCUUGACGUGAGACAUAUGUAGAAACCAUGAAAAAGCCAUUGAUUAACUUAGUCUCUGAAUUAGUGGUUAGGUCAUUUUUAUUCCACGUUUUAGAAUGGAGAGUUUUAUAUAUCUUCAUAAGCUGUAGGAUUCAAUUUCAUAAAAAAAAAUAGAAUUUGUUUUGUA